AUGGAUAUUGAUCCCAACAAAGAUGAUAGUGGCCAUCGUGGUGUUCGUCCGGGGACUGGUCGUAAGCGAAAGGAAGUACCUUCAUCAAUUCAAGCCAUAACAGAUGAAAGAAGAGCACAAGCUACACUUGGACAAGAAAUAUCAAGAUACAGAGCUAAAUUGACAGUUCCGGUAAAUGGAAUAAGAUGGUCACAUCAGGUAUCGUGA
This is a messenger RNA of Didymodactylos carnosus, 207 nucleotides long. NCBI's taxonomy places the organism in Eukaryota, Metazoa, Rotifera, Eurotatoria, Philodinida, Philodinidae. The record is from the annotation of a GenBank genome assembly.